AUGGCGGAAGUGGAGGACAAGCUCAAGGACUACGAGAUCAUUAGGGAGGGUGAGGCCGAGAUCCUCCAGCUCAAGAAAAACGCCGUCUUCUUCAAUCCCGUUCAGGUUCACAACAGAGACAUGUCCAUUGCUGUUUUAAGGGCCUUUGUUGGCAAGCGCAAGGAAGAACAUGAAGCGCUGGUGAAUAAGAGGAAUAAAUUGCAUCAAGAAAACAAAAAGAGUGAAACAUCUGUUCAGAAUGGAGAGGAUGCUUCAACUAGCCAGCUUGAUGAAAUGGAUGUUGUUCCUGAAAAGGAUAUAAAUCAAGCUCAAGAUGAAAUUGAGGAUCUGUCAACAGAAGCAACAAAAACACCUUCCUGGAAAGUAACCAGAGAACUUAAGCCACCAGUUGUUCUUGAGGCUUUGGCUGCUUCUGGGUUGAGAUCUCUCCGGUAUGCCUGUGAAGUUGAUGGCUUAGGAAAGGUAGUUGCUCUGGACAUUGAUAAAGCUUCUAUCGAAUGUUGCAAGCGGAACAUUAAGUUCAAUGGUGCUUCCGCUACUAGUAAGGUGGAAGCUCACGUGGCUGAUGCUCGAGUUUACAUGCUCACGCAUCCAAAAGAAUUUGAUGUGGUUGAUAUUGACCCUUAUGGGUCACCAUCUGUAUUCCUCGACUCAGCUGUACAGGCUGUUGCUGAUGGAGGGCUAUUGAUGUGCACUGCCACUGAUAUGGCAGUUCUUUGUGGCACCAAUGGAGAAGUUUGUUACUCCAAGUAUGGUUCGUACCCAACCAAGGGCAAAUAUUGCCAUGAAAUGGCUUUGAGAAUCCUCCUUGCCAGUAUUGAGAGCCAUGCAAAUCGGUACAAGAGAUAUAUCGUGCCUGUUCUCUCUGUGUUUAUGGAUUUUUAUGUGCGUGUUUUUGUUCGGGUGUUCACUUCUGCAAGUGAAAUAAAGAAUACUCCUCUUAAACUUUCUUACAUAUAUCAAUGUGUUGGCUGUGAUUCUUUCCAUCUUCAGUGUCUUGGGAGGACUAUUUCUAAGAAUAGCACUGUGAAGCAUGCACCUGCAAUUGGGCCUGUUGUCCCUCAAGAAUGUAGUGAUUGUGGAAAGAAAUUUAAUGUGGGCGGGCCAAUAUGGUCUGCUCCUAUUCAUGAUCAAGACUGGGUAGUUUCUACAUUGGCAGGUGUUAAGUCAAUGAAGGAUAGAUAUCCUGCAUAUGAUAAAAUUACUUCAGUUUUAACUACUGUAUCAGAGGAGUUACAUGAUGCUCCAUUGUUUUUCAGCCUCCAUAACAUAGCUGGCACCGUUAAGUGCAUGUCUCCAUCUUUGGUUAUGUUUCGGUCUGCGGUUCUAAAUGCUGGCUAUCGAAUCUCGAGCACCCAUGUUAAUCCACUUGGUGUUAAAUCCGAUGCCCCUUGGGACGUAAUUUGGGACAUCAUGCGCUGCUGGGUGAAGAAUCAUCCUAUUAAGGAGCAGCCCCAUGACUCUCCAGGAACGGCCAUCCUUUCAAAGUCGCCAACGCUAGAAGUGGAUUUCUCUAGAGCAGUGGCUGCCCUCAGCAAGGCUCAGAUGAAGAAGGUGAAGCGGUUCCUUCCAAACCCAGAACGGCACUGGGGUCCAAAGGUCAGAGCAGGCCGUAAGAUCACGAGCAAACAUGUCUCUCUGUUGGGCCCUGAGGCUAUCAAUAGUAUUCUGAAUGGAGCUGUCAGCCACGAAGAUGGAAAUGGAGCAGCGCUAGACAAACCAGCUCCAGAACCUGAAGGGAUCAAGGAUGAUGAACCCUCAACCAAACGCCAAAAAACCGGUGAUGACGAAGAGGCAAACGAACCUUGAUCGCCAAAACCACCAUUAACUUUUUUUUGUUUGCUUUACCUUAUAUGCUUCCGAAGUUUACUGUGUUUGUGUGGUCGAUAGGUUAUUUGUUUCACCUCUUGCUGGGACAAUGAUGAAUUUUGAUCGGACAAGUUUUGGGCUAGGUUUUGCUAUGCUUUGCUGUA
Panicum hallii is the source of this 1973-nucleotide messenger RNA. Its product is annotated as probable tRNA (guanine(26)-N(2))-dimethyltransferase 1. The record is from RefSeq and is a predicted model, not a curated record. Gene Ontology annotation, molecular function: RNA binding. Gene Ontology annotation, cellular component: nucleus. The coding region runs from base 1 to 1809 and encodes 602 amino acids. The transcript is spliced from 12 exons. Gene Ontology annotation, biological process: tRNA N2-guanine methylation. NCBI's taxonomy places the organism in Eukaryota, Viridiplantae, Streptophyta, Magnoliopsida, Poales, Poaceae.